UAUUUUGUUGACCAUUUGACUUUUUUUUUUUGGGUGAAGAAAAUAAAACCCAAAUCCGACCCGGAAUUACCGCUCCGUUUUUAAAGAGUCACGAGUCCAUCAUGGAGGUGUCUUCGUCGUCUUCGUCUUCGUCUUCUCAGUUACAGCUUUCAUGCUUGAGUCAAACCUCGUGACCAUUGCUAGAUUAAGCUUUUUCCCCUCUGCGUGUUUCCUCGUUUUCACCACCACCACCCCUCUCAAAUGGCGAAAUCAGAGAAACACAAGUUAGCCCAAACCUUAAUCGAUUCAGUAAACGAAAUCGCUUCGAUUUCAGAUCACCGCGCACCGAUGAAGAAACACUGUAGCAAUCUCUCCCGUCGAUUGAUGCUUCUUCUUCCUAUGCUUGAAGAGAUCAGAGACAACUGUGAAGAAUCAACGAUCCCUGACCAAGUGGUGACGGCUUUGUUAUCUCUCAAGGAAUCGCUUGUUCCUGCUAAGGAUUUGCUCGCUUUCGUUAGCCAAGUUAGCAAAAUUUACCUGGUGUUGGAGAGAGAUCAAGUGAUGGUUAAAUUUCAGAAAGUGACGGCUCUAUUGGAACAAGCUUUAAGUGGAAUCCCUUAUGAGAAUCUUGAAAUUUCAGAUGAGCUUAAAGAACAGGUUGAGCUUGUUCUAAUUCAGUUAAGAAGAGAAAUAGGAAGAGGCGGUGAUGCGUAUGAUGAUGAGUUAUAUAGGGACGUUAUGUCUCUUUAUAAUGAUACAGGCAGUGUAACAGAUUCGGAUAUGCUCAGGAGAGUGGCAGUGAAGCUUCAGUUGAUGACUAUAACUGACCUUACGCAAGAGUCUUUGGCUUUACUUGAUAUGGUCAGUUUGAGUGACGGCGAUCCAGGUGAUAGCUUUGAGAAGAUGUCGAUGGUUCUCAAGAGAAUUAAGGACUUUGUUCAAACCGAUAAUCCUAACUUGGAUGAUGCUCCCAUGAGACUAAAAUCACCGCUUCAGAAGGCACAAGAUGGUGAUCUAAAUUUGCCGAUACUGCCUGAAGAUUUCCGUUGUCCGAUUUCUCUAGAAUUGAUGAAUGAUCCAGUUAUUGUUUCUUCAGGGCAGACGUAUGAACGUGAGUGCAUUAAGAAGUGGCUUGAAGGAGGGCAUUUGACGUGUCCAAAGACGCAAGAAACGCUGACAAGUGAUACCGUCACACCGAACUAUGCUUUAAGAAGCCUUAUAGCUCAAUGGUCUCAAUGGUGUGAAUCCAAUGGCAUCGAACCUCCAAAGCGUCCCAACAAUUCUCAACCGAGUAGUAAAGCCUCAUCUUCCUCCUCAACCUCUGCUGAUGAACAUAACAAGAUUGAAGAACUCCUAACUAAGCUCACAUCGCAACAUCCUGAAGACCAAAGAUCCGCUGCAGGAGAAAUCCGUCUUCUAGCGAAACAGAACAACCAUAACCGAGUCGCCAUUGCUGCAUCCGGCGCCAUCCCUCUUCUGGUGAAUCUCCUCACGGUAUCCAGUGACUCCCGGAUUCAAGAACACGCUGUGACAUCGAUUCUCAACCUCUCGAUAUGCCAAGAGAACAAAGAAAGGAUUGUUUAUUCAUGUGGAGCGAUUCCAGGUAUUGUUCAUGUGCUCCGGAAAGGCAGCAUGGAAGCUAGAGAAAACGCAGCAGCCACACUUUUCAGCCUUUCGGUUAUAGACGAGAAUAAAGUGGCAAUAGGCACCGCAGGAGCGAUCCCGCCUCUUGUGACCUUGCUGAGCGAAGGAUCACAGAGAGGCAAAAAAGAUGCGGCGACUGCUCUGUUCAAUCUCUGCAUAUAUCAAGGGAACAAAGGAAAAGCUGUGAGAGCCGGUUUAGUUCCCGUGAUAAUGCGUUUACUAACAGAGACGGCAAGCGGAAUGGUUGAUGAAGCACUUGCUAUAUUAGCCAUAAUAUCGAGUCACCCGGAUGGGAAAAUGGUAGCUGGAGCCGCUGAUGCGGUUCAUGUUAUGGUAGAUUUUAUAAGAAGCGGGUCACCACGGAACAAAGAGAACGCAGCUGCAGUAUUAGUGCACUUGUGUUCAUGGGAUCAGCAGCAUUUGAUUGAAGCUCAGAAAUUAGGGAUUAUGAGUCUUUUAAUAGAAAUGGCUGAGAAUGGUACUGACAGAGAAAAACGCAAAGCGGCACAGUUACUUAACCGCUUUAGCCGUUUUAACGACCAGCAGAAACAGUCUGGUUUAGGUGUCGAAGAUCAAAUCUCUCUAAUCUGAGUUUAGCGUUAUAAGGUUUGUUUCUACAUACACAGGUCGUGCACAUUUUGUUUUGUUUUCUUCACCAAACUCACACAACAAGAACCAAGAUUUUGAAACCUGUAAAUCACCUUUUUUAGUUUUUUUUUAUAAUCUCAAGUUCGCAUUUGCUCGGAUCUUACAAUAAAAGUUAAAAUUGGU
Messenger RNA from Camelina sativa (false flax), 2394 nucleotides. Its product is annotated as U-box domain-containing protein 12. Gene Ontology annotation, molecular function: protein binding; ubiquitin-protein transferase activity. The record is from RefSeq and is a predicted model, not a curated record. Lineage: Eukaryota; Viridiplantae; Streptophyta; Magnoliopsida; Brassicales; Brassicaceae. Gene Ontology annotation, biological process: protein ubiquitination; cell surface receptor signaling pathway.